Molecule: messenger RNA, 331 nt
Organism: Pieris brassicae (large cabbage white)
Lineage: Eukaryota; Metazoa; Arthropoda; Insecta; Lepidoptera; Pieridae
Product: cytochrome b-c1 complex subunit 8-like
Exons: 2
Coding region: 44-304 (86 amino acids)
Biological process (GO): mitochondrial electron transport, ubiquinol to cytochrome c
Source: RefSeq, a predicted model, not a curated record
CAAUCCAUUAUUAAAAGAUAUCUAUUGAUAAAAUUGUCGAAAUAUGGGUAAACAUUUUGGAGAUUUAGCAUUUGUUCGGGGUAUUGUUUAUUAUGCUUUAUCACCUCACGAACAAAAACCAUUCGCUGGGGCAUUUAAAGAUGGAAUACCUAACAUGUUUGCAAGAUUUAGACAAAGCGGCUGGACUUGGUUGCCUGUGUUUCUAACGGGUAUUGGAACUUAUUACUGCGUUGAAGCGUCGCACAAGGCAGGACAGAAGAAAAACCCCAAUGAUUUCAUUAACGAAGUUGAUCCAAAUGCUUAAUAUAUAAUAAAUGCUAUUUGUACCGUG